Molecule: messenger RNA, 5640 nt
Organism: Asterias rubens (European starfish)
Lineage: Eukaryota; Metazoa; Echinodermata; Asteroidea; Forcipulatida; Asteriidae
Product: AN1-type zinc finger protein 4-like
Exons: 9
Coding region: 413-2056 (547 amino acids)
Molecular function (GO): zinc ion binding; protein binding
Source: RefSeq, a predicted model, not a curated record
UUUAAUGGUGGCCCUGCAGUUUAUGGGUGUCGUGUGGUUGAUCCCUGAUUCUGUAAGGAUAAUUUGUGGAAAAUGGGGCGACUUAAAGGCGGUUGAAAACGAUGGGCUGCCCCUUACUUCUUAACAAAAUACGGCAGAGUUGAUGUAACAAUUAUGGGAGCAGAACGAAGACGUGGAAGAGGCGUGGAAAAAUACAUUUGCUCGUACUAAAUCGACUGGGAAUUUUGACGACAUCAGUUCAGUGCAUGCAAAGUCAGUUGGCACUCAUUGGAAAUUUCUUCAAUGUAGACAGUACACCCACGGGCACUGGUUACUGCGGCAGAAACAAAAUCAGAUUGAAAAUGUCGACGUUUGGUGUGUCGCCAUCAACAGUUAGUCGCAUGUUCAGUGACAGUUAACGGCAUCUACCGGGAUGGAGUAUUUUGAGUACCCCGAAUACGCUGACAUCAUGGAACUCUUUAUUGAGACUCUGACGGGUACUGUUUUCGAGCUUCGAGUGUCUCCGUUCGAAACCGUCAUCUCGGUGAAAGCGAAGAUUCAAAGAUUGGAAGGAAUUCCCAUAAGUCAGCAGCAUCUUAUAUGGCGAUCUGUGGAGCUGGAGGAUGACUAUUGCUUACAUGACUAUGGAAUUCCGCCGAGCAGUUCUCUCAAAUUGGUACUUGCCAUGAGGGGUGGGCCUAUCAACACUAGAAGGAUUCCUAUGGAGGACCCAGCCAUACGUGAGAUGGCCGAAUACAUGGAGGCAAACCGAGAUGAAAUUUGGGAGAAACUCCCCGGUAACCGGCAGGUGACAUUAUUAGUGUUUAGAGAGGGAGACCAGCUAAACUUCUUCAGAGUCGUAGACCGGGGAGAUGGCACUCUAACACCGUUAUCAGAGUCUUUGAGUGGUGCGUCAAUGUACAACAACAUGUAUGAGGAGGAAGAAGAUGAAGGAAGGCUACCCUCUGAGGAACAAUCAGUGGAGAAUGACGUCACAAUGAGCAAGAUGAAACUCCUCCGUGUCAAGAUGGAGACUCUGUCCAUUGGGAAAAAGAAACAUAAAACACCUCAUCCACCCUCAACAGUACGUCCCAAAAGUACAGCGGUCCGAAGGCGUCUACCCACUACCAAGAAGAAAUCACCACCUCUCCUGAACAAGAACAAUCCCCUUCCUCCAGUUGGUGCUCUUAAACCAGGAACACGUCCUGUGGAAGUAAAGACUAACUUAGAUUCGACAACAGAGGCUGUAGACUGUGCUGCGGGAUCUGCGAGCCGGGCUGAACGCCGUCUGCGCACAUCAGACAAAUGUCACAGCCCUGUACCGCCUUCUUCUUGUCGUACUUUAGAAUCGCUUACAAGCGCUCGUCUACACCGGUCAUAUACAAAUCUAGGAAACAUGUUGCCGUCCUCGACUGCAACUGUAAUGCAUGAAAUGCGUCCGAAUACAUCUUCCAAAGUUCAACAGGUGCUAACGUCAUCAGCCGAUGCACGAGGGAGAGAACGGAGUGGUGUGAAGGCCGAAGCCCGCCUGGUUACAGAACUCGUUAACCAAGCUAACAGGGACGGCAAAAUUAAUGACAUUGUUUGUGGUGCCCCAAGAGACUUACACACUGGAAAGAGUAGCGGGAGGGUGAGGGCUGGAACGUCAGGGGCCAUGGCGCUUAGUCAGGCCCUGAAUAGUACCACAUCCACGGCACUAAAGAAUACCAGUAAUGGAGACAGGAUACAAACUCCUGAGAGGAGAACAAAUUUAAUUUCUGCACAUAGUAUACGAGGAAGAUUAUCUGGCACUCGUGAUGGACGACUUUUAUCUCCAAGUCACCGCCUUCCACCAGUCAGCAGUAGCAAACCAACUUCACUAGGAACAACAAAGAAAAAGACAAGUAAAAGGUGCUCUUUAUGCAACAAGAAAACUGGACUAGCAACCAGUUAUCAAUGCAGGUGCGGUCAUAACUUCUGCGCCACCCACCGCUAUGCUGAAGCCCACCACUGCGGCUACGACUAUAAAACAGAGGGACGCAAGAUACUCGAGCAGAGCAAUCCCCUCGUCAGCGCGCCAAAGUUGCCCAAGAUUUAGGCUUAUCUAAAAAAAGUCACACACAAAAUAUUAUGGGAAUAUUGGAUAUCACUGAAGUAGAGAUGGUUGAGAGAUGAAUUUGUGUCAGUGUUUGUCUAUAGUUGCAGGUUAUGUAAUCUUAUGGUACUACAGAAAAACCAUACCUUUUUAACUUGGUUUUCUUACUACAUAAUAUCAAUUGUUGAGUUAUUAAACCUGUGUUUAAUUUACGGGCAUGUUAUUCUUCCUACUUAAGUCUGAUUUCUGAGGGUUUUGGCCAUUGGAAAUAUUUUAUUUUAUUUUAUUAACUGGCCUUAAAAGUCUAUUGAGUAGGUCAGCUCUUGUACUCAAUAAAAUAUCAUGCUUGAUUUUAGUUUCUGCGAUAUAUACGCACCAUCAUGACAAAUAUCAAAGCCUUUUUAUUUUGUUGUUUUCAUAAAUAACUGUUUUAAAUAUUUUUUUUUUGAAGGAACACCUUUUUCAUUUUCAAAUUUGCCAUCAACAUUUAGUACUACAUAUACCAGAGUAAGAAUGAGAGUCCCUUAAAAUGUAUGAAUGGAGGAGGCGGUAACUGAAUCAUCACCUACAACUGUGAGUGAUUGUAUUGUGUGUGAAAAUGUUUUAUGAACAAGUGAUAUAGAAAUGGCAGUCCUUUUCAACUUUUACCUUUCCUGUAGACAGACGGAGCAAAUCAGCUUCUCUCACUAUUGGCCAUUGAUUUCUGAAAGGGCACAUCAAGCAUUGAAUGUGUACAGCAAGUUAGUACAUAAAUACUGGAUUAUCUUUUCCUUUAUUUCACUACUGACCAAUUGCACAAAUUAUUGGAGUCAGUUCUGUGUUGUCUAUUUUUAUUCGCAAAAUGGUAGUCAGGAUAGUUGUGUGGAAGUGCGCUCUACAUUGAACAAGGGAUCAGUACUUGCAAAUAGUUAUACAUGUAUUAACAGUGAGCAUUCCAUAAUCAAUUGAACCAAGAUCCAUCCAGGCCUAUAAACCCUUGACCCAGGGUCAAAUUUAAUCAGGACACUGGGUUUUGCUUGAGUUUAAGUAACAAAAUUUUACUCGGCAGAAAUGGGUUACCAGCCUUGUUGUGUAUGCUGUUUGUGGCUGGUUCCCUGCAAAUUGUUGGUGAGCCAAAGGCCCUGUCUGAUUGAGUGGCUAUGGCAGUGGCCACUGCUGGAUGCCAAAAAGUCCUACUCAUCAACGUUGUUGUCACAGCCAGUCGGCUGCAACUGUCAUAGCCCAAAUUGACAUGGCUUGCAGUUUGAAAAAAAAGAAAAAAAGUUGAAUGAUGCCUAGCAGUAGAGCAAAACUUUAUUAGAGACUACUCUAUCAGUAGACUGGGCUCCUGUCUUUAUCUGCAAGGAUAAAGACAGGUCCAUGCUCUCAGAUCCAGUGAUUAUAUAGGAUACAAUGAUACCAUUGGAUACGUGCAGUGACAUAAGCUUUAUGCCAAAACAGUACACUGCUGUCACGUCCGCAAUAGAAUUUGACUGCAUAUCUCUAUGUGAAAUGAAUGAAGGUCAAAGGUUAAAGUACCAUUGGUUUGGAGGCAGGUCUCUGGCGCAAGUGUGACGUCAGAUGUUCAGGCUACUCAAUCAGUUGCAUUUAUGGUAGUUUCAAUGCUGUGUUACCCAUAGGUCAAAAAAACAUUUGUUAUGAUUGUUGUUUGUUAAGGUAUUGGCUCACAUGCAACAAUAUGUAUAACGUAAAGCUGCAUCUUCUUGGAGGCUUGGUAAAACUGAUCAGCUAAUAUGCUCUUGUAAAUUAUAAAAUUUCAUGGAGAAGAAGUACAUGUAGGUACAAAUGGAUACAUGAAAAGUUGAAAGUUCAUAGGUUUGUUACGAUUUUCAACAAUCUCUACUUCAGUUGAUUUAUAUUUAAAAAAUUAAUGUGUUGAAAUACUGUAUAUUGCAGUUGUACAGUGUCAAUAAUUAUAUUAAGACCAUAUCUUAGCCAAGUUUGAGUUUUUAUUCUGUGGGUUUUCAAAUCGUUUGUUCUGUAUGGAAGCGAAGCUAUUGGCUUUUUUAUAAGUCUUAUUGAAAAAAAGUACUCUAGAUUAUCUUUUAAUCUGUUUUUAUGAGGUAUGAGUUUUAUUUUGUGCCUCAAAUGUGUGACUUCAACAACUAGCUUGACGGCGUUAAUAAAAACAAUCGUGAUUUGUAAUUUUAAGCAAAGUGUUUUUGAGUAAAACAUUUAAAAUGAAAUAUUAUUUAUUGAUUUGUCUGUAUUUACCAAUGUUUGAAAAAAUAGUAUGUGUACAGUAAGACUUGUAAAAACAAAAUAAGGAAAUCUUAAUUAUUUGGGUGAACUUUAAAUCGAUGCUAGUGAAAGCUUAACUGUUUGGUCAAUAUGCUCAUAUCCAACUGAAAUUAUUUCAAAACUUGUUAAAGAUGAAGUUAAAGAUGAGUUCCAAGUUUAAAUUCAUUACAGAAUAAUGAGGAUACGUAAGAGUACACGCAAAGCCCACACUGUUAUAGCUUACAGUGGGAUAACGGCACAAUGGUGUUUAAGCAGUUUACUGUGAUAUAUUUCAUUUUUGAUUUUCACUUAUGACUAGUUUAUUGCUUAACUGUGGUCAAAGAAUGAGCAGGCAAAAGUCAAAUCAAAUCAGUGAAACUAAACUGAGGUUUGAGGUGUUUUAUGAAGUAUUUAUGAUUGUCAAAUAUGAAAAGUUGCGGGUACUUCAAGGGAUGGUACUGUCUUCAUUUUUUUUAAUGAGUUCAUUUUUUUAAUGUACAUUUCUAUUUCCUUAAGUUUGGCAUAUACGCCUUGGCUUGUACGUUAAUCUGGGCCCUCACUGUUUCCCUGCAGUUUAAACGCCUACUUAAACAACACAGUGACAGUGUAGUGCACAUUUGAGGAAAGAUAAUUGAUAAAAUAUAUUAAUGUGCAUUAUGCACUUUUUCUAACAAACAAAAAAAGGAACAUGCAAUUAAAACAAAAUGAACUGGGAACAAAUCUUCAGCAUGGAUGCUUGAUUUGGACAAAAAGCUGCAUUUGGUUAAAGCUCUACCGAAAAAGUUUCCUUGUUGGCCAUUGCAUGAAUCUCAGCAUUUUAAUUUUCAAAAACAACAAAUCUACUUCUUGUAUUCGUUUUUUAGUAUCUGGUCAUAAUUGAGAUAAAUCACGCGCAUUUAACAGUAUUCUUCGUGUUUGUGGUCAAUUUGGAAACACUUGUAUAUUUUCAAAAUUAACUUUGCUAAAUGCAAAAUGAUUGUUGAACUUUUUGUUGCGAGUGUCAUUUCAGUACUCCACACAUUUUACAAUUUUGAUUGAAUCAAAUAAAAGGGGAGAGCAUUUUGGGGGAUUUGAAAAUUCAGUUAAACAGUAAGUUGCUGCUUUGGUGUUGGCACACUUUUUGAACAAUGGCUCAUCAUUUGGCACGUUUUGAUAGAGUAUUGAAAAACAGACAUAGUAUGAUGAAACGACUUAAAAGGUUUUCUAAUUUUGUUUCUUUCCUCCCCUUUUCAAAAUUAAUCAUGAUCCAUUGUUUUAAAAGUCAAGUGCCAUUAUGUAUUAUGCAUUAAAACAAUUUUUUCCCUCUCACUUUGAAACAAUAAUUGUAAGGCAAAUCAAUUUCAGAAUAUUAAAAUACAAGUAGCUCA